CCAAUCAGUUCAUUAUAUUCCGUCGAUCCCGUCUGUUGUUCGUUGAUAGUUUCGCGUCCCCGCUGAUUUUUCUUAUCAUAUUGGUGCGUGCCUCGCGUGUGUGUGAUAGUUGCGAAAUUUCCUAGCAGGAAUUUAUGACCUCCUUCGAAUUUGAAUAAUCUUUUGAAUAAGAAUUGAAGCUAAGUGAAGGUGCUAUUAUAGCACCUAGUGUGGAAUCUGAGUGAAUCGUAUAUUGAAUGAAACAUGGCUCGUGGGGAAGGAAAAGGUGAAAAUGUGGCCAAGCUGGCAAAUCGAAUUGCAGCCAUCAAGUACACGCUGUUCUGCUUCAACAUCGUAUCAUGGAUCAUCGGCGCCGGACUGUUCGCCUUCACGAUCUACAUCCGAGCCGAGCCCGGCUUCGAUGAGUGGGUCGCCCUGCUGGAUAUCUACGAGUACUACAUCGGUGUGUACAUUCUAAUCGGCACCGGUGCUCUGGUCAUGAUCUUCUCGUUCCUCGGGUGCUGCAGCGCCCUGAUGGAGCACACGACAGCCCUGUACGCGUUCAUCGGGACGCAAGUAUUCCUGUUCCUGUGCACCGUCGUCGGAUCUGCCAUCAUCCUGGACUUCUCCACCAUGAACUCCAGCAUCCAGCCAUUGAUCCGCCAAACAAUGCUGCGCUUCAUCAUGACGUCGGAGCACCCGCACUCGUCGGCCGCCCUGAAGCUGAUCCAAGAAAGCAUCGGAUGCUGUGGAGCCGACGGUCCGAACGACUACAUGGUCCUGCGCCAACCGCUGCCCCUCGAGUGCCGCGACACCGUCACCGGAAAUGCCUUCUUCCAUGGGUGCGUCGACGAGCUGACCUGGUUCCUGGAGGACAAAUCCAUCUGGGCCGCCAUCAUGGCCAUGAUACUCUCGGCAAUCCACACCGCCAAUGUAGUGCUCGGUAUUGUCCUGGUUCAGGCCCUCAAACGCGAGGAGGAAGCCAUGUACAGACGCUGAACCGCUGAUGCGCCCCAGCCCGCAAUCGCUGGAAAUAAAUGACAGUUUUUCCUCUUAGUUAAAAUUAGUUUUUACUACCAUCAACAAGUUUAGAGAAUAAUUAUGUGCCAACACGGGAAACAACCACCACGUAGCCAUUAAGUCCACUACGAUAAGCGAAAAUAAAACAAACCAGAAUAAAUUUUACACCUGGUGAACAGCUGAUGGCAGAGGGAGUACCGAAAGCACCACCAUCAUCGUAAUUAUCAUCCGGUGGAACAAACCA
Molecule: messenger RNA, 1243 nt
Organism: Armigeres subalbatus
Lineage: Eukaryota; Metazoa; Arthropoda; Insecta; Diptera; Culicidae
Gene: Tsp2A
Product: tetraspanin-2A
Exons: 5
Coding region: 244-978 (244 amino acids)
Cellular component (GO): plasma membrane
Source: RefSeq, a predicted model, not a curated record